This is a messenger RNA of Juglans regia (Persian walnut), 2259 nucleotides long. Its product is annotated as putative disease resistance protein RGA3. NCBI's taxonomy places the organism in Eukaryota, Viridiplantae, Streptophyta, Magnoliopsida, Fagales, Juglandaceae. The record is from RefSeq and is a predicted model, not a curated record. Bases 1 to 2259 code for a protein of 752 amino acids. Gene Ontology annotation, molecular function: ADP binding. Gene Ontology annotation, biological process: defense response to other organism. The transcript is spliced from 2 exons.
AUGGCUGAUCUUGCCUCUAGCCUCGCCAGUAGUCUCUUGAAGAAAUUAGGCUCUUUGGUUUAUCAAGAGCUCUACUUGGCAUGGGGUGUCCAGAGCGACCUGCAUAAACUUGAGAGCACGAUUUCUAUCCUUAAGAUCGUGCUCUUGGAUGCUGAAGACAAGCAAGCAAACAACCCCAUGCUGAGCAUCUGGCUUGGACGGCUUAAAAAUAUGUUAUAUGUCGCAGAGGAUGUGGUAGAUGAACUUGAGUACGAAGCUUUAAGGAAGCAAGCGAUUACGACAUAUGGAAGCGCUAUGGCAAAGGUAUGCCAUUUCUUUUGUUCAUUCAUGGCACUUUCAUCCCGUUUAAAACUGGCUCACAAAAUCAAGGACAUUAGAGAGAGGUUAGAUGAGAUUAAUGCUGAUAAGGUUCAGUUUAAUCUCACUGAGCGGCAUGAAGAGGUGCAUGUCAAUCCCCUGUGGAGGGAGAAGACCCAUUCCUUUAUUGAUCCUUCAACAGUAUUCGGUAGGGAUGGUGACAAAGAAGAAAUAAAAAAGAGUUUGAUGCACCCAAAUCCCACUAGAAAUCUUAAUAUAAUUGCCAUAGUUGGAUUAGGAGGUAUGGGAAAGACCACACUUGCCAAGGUUGUUUACAAUGACGAAUCCGUAGUUAAACAUUUUCAGUUGAGAAUGUGGGUUUGUGUACCUGAGAAUUUUAAUGUUACAAGAUUGGUGAAAGACAUCCUUAAAUCUGCUGGUGGUAGAGUUGAUAAGAAUUCAAAAGGUCUAUCAAAAGAAGAAAGUUUGUCUUUGUUUGUGAAAUGUGCAUUCAAGGAAGGAGAAGACAAACUAUAUCCAAAUCUCUUGCCAAUUGCAGAUGAAAUAGUGAAAAAGUGUAAAGGGGUUCCACUGGCCCUGAAGAGUUUAGGUGGUCUACUUUAUUCGAAAGUCGAUGAAAGCGAGUGGGAAUUGGUGAGAGGUAACGAGAUUUGGGAAUUGGAAGAAAAUGAGGGAGGCAUCUUACCUGCAUUGCAAUUGAGCUAUAAUCAAAUGCCAAUUCAUUUGAAGCGAUGCUUUGCUUAUUGCGUUAAUUUUCCAAAGGAUUAUGAUUUCAGUAAUAUCCUUUUAAUUGAACAAUGGGUGGCACAUGGAUUAAUCAUCCAAAUGUCUCCUAACAAAAAACAAGAGUUGGAAGAUAUUGGAGAAUUGUACAUUAAAGAGUUAAUGUCGAUAUGUUUUUUCCAAUUAGAUCUUCAAGAAAAUCUUUUUGGCAUGUAUUCCUUCAAAAUGCAUGAUCUCGUCCAUGAUCUUGUACUCUCUAUUGGCCAUGAAGAGUGGUCGGAAAUAGACUCUGACAAUAAAGACAUGGCCUCGACAGUUCGUCAUUUGUCAAUUUCAUCUAGUAGCCAACAAGUUUCGAAGUUCUCAAACAAGUUAACUAAUGUGAGGAGCAUCAUGUACCGAAACGAACCACACGUGUCCUCAGUUGAAGCAUGCAUCUCAAGAUUCAAGUCUUUACGUCUGUUAACUAUACCUUAUUCAGAUUUUGAGAAUUUGCCAAGUUCCAUUGGUACUCAAAAGCAUUUGAGAUAUCUCGGCCUAUCUCUUAAUCAGUCAAUCAAGAAGCUUCCUAAUUCCAUUUGCAAGUUACACAAUUUGCAAACCUUGUUACUUGAUGGAUGUAGAGACCUUGAACGACUGCCCAAAGAUAUGAGGAACAUGAUCAACCUUAGGUUUCUUACGAUUUCAACAAAAGAUACAUGCUUGUUCGUGAAUGGAGUAUGUUGCUUUAAUUCUCUUCAGAUUUUAUGGGUGGUGGAGUGUCCAAGACUCGAAUGCUUGCUUCCACAGAUGGACAGGUGCCUCACCAACCUUCGUAUGUUGGUUUUUGUGGAAUGUGAAAGUUUGACCUCUUUGCCACCUAUUAUCAAGCACCUAAAAGCCUUAGAGUCAUUGUACAUUUGUGAUUGUGAAGAGAUAGAUUUGACGGGAGGAGGAGGAGGAGAUGCACAGGACCUCAAUUUGAGACUCCAAAUCUUGUAUAUAACAAAUUUACCAAAGUUGGAGAUUUUACCCGAAUGGCUCCUAGGAUCUGCAAACACUUUAAAGCACCUACAUAUCGAGCAGUGUGAAAAUCUGAAGGCGUUGCCAGAGUGGUUACCAACUCUGAAAUCACUUCAGACAUUGGAGAUCAUUGAAUGCAAUGAGCUAUCAUCUCUACCGGAGGGGAUUCGUCAUAUGAAAACAUUAAGAAAACUGGUGAUCAUUCCUGAGCUCUAA